AUGGAUAAUGAUGAAAAGAUUAUGUUAUUCUUUCAACUUACAGACUCUUCAGAUCCAGCUGAAGCAAUACAAAUAUUAGAGCAAAACAAUUGGGAUUUAGAUGCUAGUGUCAAUCAUUAUCUUUUAUUACAUGACAAUCAAGAUAUAUCGACAUCAAAUAAAUCAAACAACAACAAUGGUUAUAAUGAUAUAUCACAUGGAUAUAGCGGUGCCGCUGGAAGUGGAAGUGGAAGCGGUAGCACCGGUGGAAUCAAAGAGGAUGACUAUGUCGGUUUCGACGAUGAGAAUGUUCGUGCACCGAUUCCAUCGACAAUAGAGACGCUGGUCGACGGUGGAAUCUACGACGAUCCCUACUAUCCUGCGAGUCGUGUUCGCUCGAGUGCCGCGCCGACCACCAACGUCUUUGAGGCGUUCCGUGACUUCUCGGCGGAGGGCAAAUUCGGUGGUGCCAACUCGAUACCCAAGCAAACACCGAAACAACAGCAGUUGGCCAAGCUUUUCGAGCCACCCUACGAUAUUCUCUCGUUUGGAACAUUCAAUCAGGUCAAGAAGUUGGCUGCCGACAGCAAGUUGGUGCUACUCAUUGCACACAACAACCCGGAGGGUGUCGCCUACUGCAGUCUCUACCCGGUCUCUAAAUAUCCACACAUCUCAAUCAUCGAACCACAAACCGGAAUGAAAAAGGCAACUCAUGAAGGAAUGAUUGAUUCAAAUGAUACAUAUAAAUUUUUACAACACUACAUAAUUGGACAAUCAAAAGAAGUAAAGAAACCAAGAAAAUAUACUUCAGAGGAAGAGGAAUUGGAAUUGGCGAUUCAGCGUUCGUUGGGUCAGGACCCUGCUGGUGCGCCAAAGAAGAAACAAGUGAAUCUCGAAGAGGAGGAAGAAGAAGAGUCGAGUGGCGACGAAGCCAAAGCAGAGGAGGAACAGGAGGAGGAAGAGGAUAGCAUUGACGAUGGUUUAGAAAAGUUUGAGAAUCCACCACCAGUCGUAGUUCCACCGAUGACCCAACCCGAUACCAUCGGCACCGUUGGUGACUGUACAAUUCAAAUUCGUUUGCCAGGCGGUGAAAUUCUCAAAGGUCAAUUCGCAGCCAACGACAAGAUUCAGAAACUCUACUACUUUAUCUCUGUAAAGAAAGGAAUCAACAAUUUUGUAUUAUGUACCAACUUCCCAAAGAAAGAACUCUCUGGUGAAAUUUUAAAUAGAACUCUGGCAGAAGAAGAGUUGGCACCAAGAGCAGUUCUAAUCUUGCAAGAGAAAUAG
Messenger RNA from Heterostelium album PN500, 1266 nucleotides. Its product is annotated as UBX domain-containing protein. Gene Ontology annotation, molecular function: ubiquitin binding. The record is from RefSeq and is a predicted model, not a curated record. Lineage: Eukaryota; Evosea; Eumycetozoa; Acytosteliales; Acytosteliaceae. The coding region runs from base 1 to 1266 and encodes 421 amino acids. Gene Ontology annotation, biological process: proteasome-mediated ubiquitin-dependent protein catabolic process. The transcript is spliced from 4 exons. Gene Ontology annotation, cellular component: nucleus.